This is a messenger RNA of Haliotis rufescens (red abalone), 1425 nucleotides long. Its product is annotated as nascent polypeptide-associated complex subunit alpha, muscle-specific form-like. The record is from RefSeq and is a predicted model, not a curated record. The transcript has a single exon. The coding region runs from base 1 to 1425 and encodes 474 amino acids. Lineage: Eukaryota; Metazoa; Mollusca; Gastropoda; Lepetellida; Haliotidae.
AUGUGGUUCUCAGCCCAAGGUCUCCUACAGAAAGAGGAUCCCCAUGUGGUUCUCACCCCGAGAUCUUCCACAGAGAGAGGAUCCCCAUGUGGUUCUCGGCCCAAGGUCUCCCACAGAGAGAAGAUCCCCAUGUGGUUUUCACCCCGAGAUCUCCCACAGAGAGGGGAUCCCCAUGUGGUUCUCGGCCCAAGGUCUCCCACAGAGAAAGUAUCCCCAUGUGGUUCUCAGCCCAAGGUCUCCCACAGAGAGAGGAUCCCCAUGUGGUUCUCAGCCCAAGGUCUCCCACUGAGAGAGGAUCCCCAUGUGGUUCUCACCCCGAGAUCUCCCACAGAGAGAGGAUCCCCAUGUGGUUCAUGGCCCAAGGUCUCCCACAGAGAGGGUAUCCCCAUGUGGUUCUCAGCCCAAGGUAUCCCACAGAGAGAGGAUCCCCAUGUGGUUCUCACCCCAAGGUCUCCCAUAGAGAGAGGAUCCCCAUGUGGUUCUCACCCCAAGGUCUCCCAAAGAGAGAGGAUCUCCAUGUGGUUCUCGGCCAAAGGUCUCCCACAGAGAGGGGAUCCCCAUGUGGUUCUCACCCCAAGGUCUCCCACACAGAGAGAGAGGAUCCCCAUGUGGUUCUCGGCCCAAGGUCUCCCAAAGAGAGAGGAUCCCCAUGUGGUUCUCGGCCCGAGAUCUCCCACAGAGAAAGGAUCCCCAUGUGGUUCUCAGCCCAAGGUCUCCCACAGAGAGGGGAACCCCAUGUGGUUCUCACCCCAAGGUCUCCCACGCAGAGAGAGAGGAUCCCCAUGUGGUUCUCGGCCCAAGGUCUCCCAUAGAGAGAGGAUCCCCAUGUGGUUCUCACCCCAAGGUCUCCCAAAGAGAGAGGAUCUCCAUGUGGUUCUCGGCCAAAGGUCUCCCACAGAGAGGGGAUCCCCAUGUGGUUCUCACCCCAAGGUCUCCCAUAGAGAGAGGAUCCCCAUGUGGUUCUCACCCCAAGGUCUCCCAAAGAGAGAGGAUCUCCAUGUGGUUCUCGGCCAAAGGUCUCCCACAGAGAGGGGAUCCCCAUGUGGUUCUCACCCCAAGGUCUCCCACACAGAGAGAGAGGAUCCCCAUGUGGUUCUCGGCCCAAGGUCUCCCAAAGAGAGAGGAUCCCCAUGUGGUUCUCGGCCCGAGAUCUCCCACAGAGAAAGGAUCCCCAUGUGGUUCUCAGCCCAAGGUCUCCCACAGAGAGGGGAACCCCAUGUGGUUCUCACCCCAAGGUCUCCCACGCAGAGAGAGAGGAUCCCCAUGUGGUUCUCGGCCCAAGGUCUCCCACAGAGAGAGAGGAUCCCCAUGUGGUUUUCACCCCGAGAUCUCCCACAGAGAGGGGAUCCCCAUGUGGUUCUCAGCCCAAGGUCUCCCACAGAGAAAGGAUCCCUAUGUGGUUCUCAGCCCAAGGUCUCCCACUGA